GGCUGAUUUCGCUUAUGCUCAGCUACAAAUGGCUGCUGGUAGAUUCACUUUCGAAUGACGGACAUCGUUGAUUGGUUUGUCGAUCUCUUAUUCGGCAUUGCAGAUCCAGAUUUCGAACCACCAAAGAGAAAGAUGGCCUCCUACUCGCAAUAUCUCACCAAAGAGAAGGAAGAUGAACUUCGAGGCAUUGCCAAUGCUAUCGUAACCCCUGGAAAAGGACUACUUGCUGCUGAUGAGUCAACUGGAAGUAUGGAGAAACGUUUGAAAAGCAUUGGCGUGGAAAAUACAGAAGAAAAUCGAAGAAAGUAUAGACAGCUUCUAUUUACUGGCAAUCCUGAUCUCGGAAAACAUAUUUCUGGAGUUAUCAUGUUCCAUGAAACAUUCUACCAGAAAGCUGACGACGGCACUCGAUUUGUUGACGUACUUAAAAAGCAGGGUAUUAUACCUGGAAUUAAGGUGGACAAAGGCGUUGUUCCAAUGGCUGGAACUGUCGGAGAAGGCACUACACAAGGACUGGAUGAUCUGAAUGCCAGAUGCGCUCAGUACAAGAAAGAUGGCGCCCAGUUUGCAAAAUGGCGCUGCGUCCACAAAAUCUCCACCACCACACCAUCACACAUGGCUCUUGUAGAAAUCGCUGAAGUUCUUGCUCGCUACGCAUCUAUUUGCCAACAAAACGGGCUUGUUCCCAUCGUAGAACCUGAAAUCCUACCCGACGGCGAACACGACAUUCAUAGAUGCCAAAAGAUCACCGAAACCGUUCUAUCGUACUGCUACAGGGCUCUGAAUGACCAUCAUGUCUACUUGGAAGGAACACUUCUGAAGCCAAACAUGGUUACGGCAGGGCAAGGAUUCAAAGGGAAGAAACCAACACCCGAAGAAGUUGGAAAGGCCACGGUUACGGCUCUACAGCGGUCGGUACCUGCGGCAGUACCCGGGGUUGUCUUCCUUUCUGGUGGACAAUCUGAAGAAGAGGCCACUCUGAACUUGAAUGCUAUGAACAAAGUGGAGGGCAAGAGACCAUGGGCUCUCACAUUUUCUUACGGACGAGCGCUACAAGCUUCUACCUUGGCUAAAUGGGCCGGAAAAGAUGAAAAUAUCAAGGCCGCACAGGCUGUUCUACUACAACGAGCACAGGCAAAUUCGUUGGCAUCGGUUGGAAAAUACACCGGAAAUCCAAAUGCGGACGCGGCUGCUUCAAAAUCGCUAUUCAUCGCAAAUCACGCCUACUAAUCUCAGUGAUAUAUAUUAAGGGAUUAGAAUGUGUUAUUGAUGUUUGAUGUAUCAGCGUGCAUAGUCUCUAGCGAUGUAAUGAAGAUGGGUAGUG
Cylicocyclus nassatus is the source of this 1324-nucleotide messenger RNA. The record is from the annotation of a GenBank genome assembly. Lineage: Eukaryota; Metazoa; Nematoda; Chromadorea; Rhabditida; Strongylidae.